AUUUAUAAUUUUUAUUAGUUUUGAGAAUAUUUUAACUAUGCUAAAAUGACCUUAGUAAUAUAAUACUUUUUUAAAAAUAGGAUUUGAAAAAUGAUCCAUAAAUGGGUACAUCGUAAAUGAAAAAAAGUAAAAAACCUAGAAUUGUUAGUUUUCCUUUAAAUUAAUGCAUUUUUUAAAUAAUGAAUACAUUAAACUUUGCUUUAUUUUAUUUUAUCAAUGCUGUUGCAUGCCAUCAUGAUCAUAGUCGUUCAAAAAAUAUGUAUGACAAAUUAUCUAAUCAAAUUAUUGGUAAAAUUAAUAAGGCUAAAAACGAAUAUACUUCUUGCUAUACAAAAAAUGGAACUUGUUUUUAUCCAAAUAUUUUGAAUGAUUUAGAACCAUUCAAAAAUGGUAUUACUCGUGAAAUGAUUACUGGAGCAGCAGACAAAGGAACUCGGUACAUGAUAUAUAACCAUGAUGUAUACAGAGAAGCAAAAUGUAUGUUUCCUGCUCGUUGUGAAGGUAUUGAAUAUUUUUUAAGUAAAAUUCAAUUAAAUACACCAGAUGUAGAGUUUAUUUUAAAUACACGAGAUUGGCCUCAAAUUAUAAAACAUUAUGGUGAUCCUAAACCUGUUUUUUCUUUUAGCAAGACAGAUGAUUAUGCUGACAUAAUGUAUCCUGCAUGGUCCUUUUGGAGUGGAGGACCAGCAAUCAAACUUCAUCCAUCCGGACUUGGCCGGUGGGAUUCUCUUAGAAAAUCUAUUUUAAAACAGGCUGAACAAUGGCCAUGGAAAAACAAAAUUAACAAAGGAUUUUUUAGAGGUUCAAGGACUAGUGAACAACGAGAUCCACUCAUACUUCUAUCAAGAAAUCAACCAGAACUAGUUGAUGCAGCAUAUACAAAAAAUCAAGCAUGGAAAUCAGACAAGGAUACACUUUUUGCUCCACCGGCUGAUGAAAUAUCAUUAGAAGAUCAUUGUCAAUAUAAAUAUCUAUUUAAUUUUCGUGGCGUUGCAGCUAGUUUUCGUUUCAAACACCUCUUCUUAUGUAAAAGUUUAGUUUUUCAUGUUGGUGAAGAUUGGAAAGAGUUUUUUUAUCAAUUCAUGAAACCUUGGUAUCAUUAUGUACCAAUAAAUCCAAAUGCAUCCGAAAAAGAUAUUAAAAAUAUUUUAGUAUUUUUCAAAGAACAUGAUGAUUUAGCCAAAGAAAUUGCUGAACAAGGUUAUCGAUUUAUUAGAACCCAUUUGAGAAUGAAGGAUAUUACUUGGUAUUGGGAAACAUUAUUACAAGAGUAUGCCAAAUUAUUAAAAUAUAAGCCCAAACUUGACAAUGAACUUAACCUAAUUAAUAGGUGAUCUUUUAAUAGGUAAAUAAAUGAAUGUUUUCUGUAUUUAAAAAAAUAAUAAAAUAAUUUUGGCAAUAUUGCAGACUGAACUUAAAAAAAUUGUAUUAAUUUUACAUAAUCCAAAGUAUUAAUGUACAUUAUGUCAAGAAUCUUUCAUUAAAGAAUAGUUUAUCAUAA
Messenger RNA from Sipha flava (yellow sugarcane aphid), 1501 nucleotides. RefSeq names its product O-glucosyltransferase rumi homolog. Gene Ontology annotation, molecular function: UDP-glucosyltransferase activity; UDP-xylosyltransferase activity. The record is from RefSeq and is a predicted model, not a curated record. Gene Ontology annotation, cellular component: endomembrane system. Gene Ontology annotation, biological process: protein O-linked glycosylation; positive regulation of Notch signaling pathway. Lineage: Eukaryota; Metazoa; Arthropoda; Insecta; Hemiptera; Aphididae. Bases 180 to 1334 code for a protein of 384 amino acids. The transcript has 6 exons.